AUGGAGGCUGGACCGCGGGGAGCCCAGAAACUUCCAGAGCCCCGGGAAGGAGCCCAGCCACGAGCCGGGGCCGGGGGCCUGCGAAGGCCCCGAAGUGAGGCGGCCGCGCGGAGGCCGAGCGGGUUGAGGCGGAGAGGAGGAGCGAGGGGAGAGGAAGGCCGGGCUGCCGGCCCGCUCCGCGCCUCCCCCGGCCGGGCUGGGCUCCCGCGGCCGCCGGGAAGCAGGGAGCGCGCGGGGCGGACGCAGGGAGAAGUGAGCAGUUGUUUUCCCUGGCUGCGGCGCGGCGGCGGCGGCGAAGGGGGGCUGGGACGCUGGCCCCGGGCCAGGGAGACAGUUUUUUUUUUUUUUUUUUUUCCCAGUUUCAAGCGUCGCCGCUGCCGCCCGGAGGAGCGAGGGCGUGCGGGCGGGCGGAGGCCGGGGUGGGUGGGGGGCGGUCCCCACCCCAGAUGCCCGCCCCGCCGGAACCCGCCGCCGCCGCCGCGCUGGGCGCCUGCCAGAGGGCCCUCACCUGGGCCGCCGGAUUCCUCCGGGCGGGGCGGCGAGGCCGCGUCAGAGCGGGAAACCGAGGCUGGGGGAGGAAUUCGGGGCCCGGCCGGGUCACGCGGCCGCCGGGGCGGCCAGGUGGGGCUGGAACCCAGGCCUCUCAGCCCUUUCCCAGCCUCCCUUGCGCACGUGGGGGGCUCACCACCCCAGAGUCACUUCUCAUUAGUGCCGCUCCACUCGCCUCCGAGGAGGGGGCUCCAGGAGAGGGCACCCUUGGGCCAGGGGCUCCGAGAGCCGGAAGAGGGGCCGAAAGAACGAAGCUGGAGGCCCGGCUUCCCUGCCAACACCACCCCGCCCCCCCCCCCCCCCCGAAUGGCUUCCUGGUGCCCACCCUGCCCCCACCCCCUUCGCCUUGUCUGGCCGGGCUGGCGGGGCUGGCUCUGGGCCUCAGACACUCUGGAAUCGCCAAGGUCUGAGCUCAGGGCCUGGCCCCCUUCCCAGGCUAACAGCCGGGAGGAGGGGGGUGCUGCUUGAGGGCCCAGGGGGCUGGGGAGGGGCACAGCAGGGCCCCAGGGCAGGGGUUGGCAGGGGCUGGGGAGGGGCCUUGGGUUUGGUAAAGCUUCAGAGGAGCCAGGCCUGUCCACUGGUCUGGAAAGGAGAAGCCCUGGAGGCCUGCUGUGUCCUGGGGCCCCAACUGUGCCGACAGGGCCCGGCCAGGAGACCCCAGGAUUCAGUGUCUGACUCACAGAACUCAGCAGGGGGUGGGUGUGACCAGGGUGUCCUGAGCAGCUCACUGCCAGGUCAGAGCAGCACCAAACCCUCUCCUGUUGGGCCCUGGGGGUGGCAGUCUGACCGGGGGAGGGGGUUCAGGGACUUGCCUUUAGGAACACCUGUCCAAGGAACUCACGGUUUUUUACUGUGAGGGUGGAUUUAUUUGGAUAGCUUUGGAGGGACUGAGGGAAACCCUUAAGUGGAGCCCCUGCCUGAAGUGCCCGGUGGGCUCUGACCUGUUCAUACAGCCUGGUGUUGCAGGGACGGGAUGAGGCCGUGUCCUCAAGGGAUCCCUACUGCUGGAGUCCCAAAGUGGAUACGAGAGACAGCCCCACCCUCCCUUGGGGCUCAGAUCACACACUGAGGCAGGGAAUAAGUGAGCGCUUCACCUGCCAGGUUCAGGGCUGAGCGGUCCGUAGUCAUUUUUUCCUCCUACUCAUUUGAACCCGACCCUCCUCUGUUGAGAACAGGCUGUGGCUCCUCUUGGAACACAGCACAAACAGACCAGGGUUAGAGUCUUAAUCUCUCCAAGCCCCAGUUUUCUCACCUGCGAAAUGGGGCUCUGUUCAUUCAACCAACCGAGAAUCCACCAGGUACCAAGCUCUUGCUAAGGUAUAGGACCCAUCCCUGCCUCACCUGGAGCCUCUGUAGAGGAGGAGACUGACAGGCGACAAGUCAAUUCACACGUGACUGUGGCUACAAUAGAGGCCUGCCGCUGCUGUGGUGGGACCUGGAGGUCCAGGAAGCCCCUCUGACAAAGGGACUUCUAAGCCGAAAGCUGGAAGAGGAACAGGAGUUCAUGGGGUGGGACUGUAUCAGGGCAAGAGGGGAUGUUGCUGCCAUCACUGCAGAAGAGAUGCUACAUCCUGGGCACAGUGGAGAUGUAUUUGGGAGGUGGAAUCUAGACACUGGAAUCACAGCUGUGCAUCAUAGACCACACUUGGUACCAUGUGAACCUGACCUCCAAAUGAGGCAGUCAAGGGUGGCUGUUAUUGAGUUGUGCGAGUAUAUGUGCCACCAUGGUGUUUGCUGCCACUGAGGAAUGGCCUAACUACUGCCAUGUCAGCAGUGCCACAGUGAGAGACAGAGCAUGAGCGGGGGAGGAUAGAGAGAGAGGGAGAGACAGAAUCGGAAGCAGGCUCCAGGCCCUGAGCCGUCAGCACAGAGCCCAACGCGGGGCUCGAACUCACGGACCGCGCGAUCAUGACCUGAGCCGAAGUCGGACACUUAACUGAUUGAGCCACCCAGGCGCCCCAGAAAGUCGGAUAAAUUUGAAGUCAUCCUGUUUUCAAGAAAGAGGCAAGUUAACAUUUAACUUCCACACAAGUCGUGCAGUCUCGAGGAUGCACAUGGUGCUUCUGGGAAGAAACCUAACCCCCCCCACCCCCCCCACCCCCGCCAAGUGGGACCUGCAUCAAUUGGGGGCACAACUUACAGCGCCUCCAAUGUGGCUUCUCCACGCGCUAGUCGCCUUAGAGUGCCCAGUCCAAGUCAAAUAAUGGAGUCUAGUCUUUGUUUUCGGAGGGACUGAUUGAGGGCCCAACCUCUCUGGGUUGUCCUUGCCACCAGCCAGAUGGCAUUCAUCUACCCCAGGGAAUGUCUGAGUGAUGACGGCUACAGGCUUGGGGAUGAGGAAGACACCUGGAGGUGCUGGUGUUGGCAGGUGUUUUAUGUGGGAAGCAGAGGAGCCAAGGCCACCCUCUGCUGCUCCCGGCCUCUCAGCUCAAGCGGAAUGACAAUCAAAGCAAGGUCAGAGCUGUCGAGUGGAUGAUAACAGACCCAGCAGGCAGUUAAGUUUAAGGCACUCGUGACAGUUUGCGUGCAUUGGACCAGGAUGUUUUCCUUAGUAAGGGAGGCUCCAGGUGCCUUCGAAAGGCAAAGAUCACUAAUGUCUCUCUCUCCCUCAUGGCUCCUGUGUUUGAAGUGCUCCCUCCGAGCUGCCCAGGCGGUUGUUUCACUUCCAUUGUUACAAGAUCAAUCUGUUCUGUUCCAGUAGCCAGAAUGUCACCUUUUUCCAAUCAUUCCCUACUGACGUCUUUCAUCUGGGAGGGUCUGGUGCAAGAAGGACAAGGACAUUUAAAAAAAAAUUUUUUUUAACGUUUUUAUUUUUGAGAAGUGAGAGAGCAUGAGCAGGGGAGGAGAGAGAGAGAGGGAGGCACAGAAUCUGAAGCAGGCUCCAACCUCUGAGCUGUCAGCACAGAGUCCGACGUGGGGUUCAAACUGACAGACCAUGAGAUCAUGACCUGAGCCGAAGUUGGAUGCUUAACUGACUGAGUCACCCAGCCGCCCCUGACAAGGACAUUUUUAUAAAACUUACAGGGACUCAUUAGGUCCCCCAGUCUACAUUUGGGCCACUUCUGAGGACUCAAAGAGAGAACACUCCAGUUGUUUUCACGAUCCAGGACCACAUCUGUCCAACAAGAGAACCUAGAUGGUUGAACCACAAUUCAGUGUAAAUCUCGUAGGUCCCCUUUGAGCUGCCACCGAAGAAAUGCAGCAACCAGGCUGGGGCUAGUGUUAGGGGAAACAAAGAAUCAUGUAUUUUUUUGUUUUCUAGAGAUUUUACACCAAACAUGGGGCUCGAACUCACAACCCUGAGAUCAAGAGUCGCCCGCUGUACCAACUGAGCCAGCCAGGUGCCCCAGUGACUUUUUAAAACUGGUCUAUCUAAAUCCCACCCCUCUCAUCCUGAUCAUUACAAAGGACAUAGCCAAGAGGAGAUGGUCCCAUCCUGGGGACAGCCACAUUCAGUGACUGAACUGCUGUACUGAGUUGUGUGGACCGGGGGGAGGGCCAGAAAUAUUUUUGAGCUUAUUAUUUCUUUAAGUAAACUCUACCCCCAACGUGGGGCUUGAACUCCCCACCCCAAGAUCAAGAGUUGCAUGCUUUUUGAGUUUAGUUUUGAGGAAACUACUUCAACACUCAACAGUGCCACCUGCCUGCGGAUGAUAGCAUGAAAGGGCCACCAAAUCCCUAGACCAUCAGCCCCUUGUUGCGUGGCUUUUGGGAUAACAGUUGCCCUGUUCCUACGCUACAAAUCAUCCAGAAAGUAAAAUGCACAGAUGAGUCUCAAGAACCACAAUGAUGUGGCCAAAGCUGCCUGGCUGGACUGGCACAGCACCACCGUACCCUGAAAAAGGCACCGCCGAUAGCCCCAAGAAGGAGUGAAAGGUUCUAUGUAGUCAAUUCCCCCGGAGAGAACAGGGGCAACACUACCUACGCUGUGGCCUCCCUAGUCGUAGGACACACAGACGAACGUUCGGCAGGAGUCACAAGUUUGGCAGAGAGUGGUGGCCUCUGUACCAGAAGCCUAGAAUCUUCUACUUUGUGCCCACUCUAUGGUGGUGGACGUGUUGCGUAUGAUGAAAGACCCAGGAAGAAAUGGAGACAACCUGGGUGAUGCAGGACCGAUCAACAGCUUGAUUCUUUCCAGUCUUGUUAGAGAAUGGCCCAUAGCAUGGGCAGCUACAUGAGCGAUCUGUAUUGAGCAGCCGUGGUUUGUUUCCACAGUUAGCUGAAAGCAUUGCCAUGCGAAGCCCCCUAUUGGGCGGCAGGGUUACUAUCACUGGCAUUGACCUCACAUGUGCGGACUCCCUGACAUAGCAACCACAGCCACAUUGCUUUCUGGCUGCAGCUGCCAGGUUCAUACCCUUUGGCUAACCUGGGCCUGAGCUGGUCAGUCCAGCAAAAGGUUUGUCAAUUUUGUUGAUCUUUUCAAUGAACUAAUAUGUAGGUUAGUUGAUUUUUCUCUAAUCUUUACUGUAGCUUUUCUUUUGCUUGCUUUGGGUUUAGCUUAUUCUUCUUUCUCUAUUUCUUUAAAAAAAUUUUUUUAAUGUGUAUUUAUAUUUGAGAGAGAGAGAGAGAGGAAAACGCAAGUUGGGGAGGAACAGAGAGAGGGAGACACAGAAUGUGAAGCAGGCUCCAGGCCCAGAGCUGUCAGCACAGAGCCUGACGCGGGGCUCGAACUCAGGAGCCGUGAGAUCAUGACCUGAGCUCAAGUCGGAUGCUUAACCGACUGAGCCACCCUCUUUUUCUAUUUUCUUAAUGUGGAAGUUUAAGCUAUUGAUUUUAGAUCUUUUUUUUUUCUUUUUAAAUUGAAGGUUUUAGGGGUGCCUGGGUGGCUCAGUCGGUUAAGCGUCUGACUUUGGUUCAGGUCAUGAUCUCACGGCUCCUGAGUUUGAGCCCCGCGUCAGGCUCUGUGCUGACAGCUCAGAGCCUGGAGCCUGCUUCGGAUUCUGUGUCUCCCUCUCUCUCUGCCCCUCCCCUGCCUGCAUCCUCUCUCUUUCUCUCUCUUUCAAAAAUAAAUAAA
Molecule: messenger RNA, 5563 nt
Organism: Acinonyx jubatus (cheetah)
Lineage: Eukaryota; Metazoa; Chordata; Mammalia; Carnivora; Felidae
Product: collagen alpha-1(I) chain-like
Exons: 4
Coding region: 1-1017 (338 amino acids)
Source: RefSeq, a predicted model, not a curated record